Gekko japonicus is the source of this 1770-nucleotide messenger RNA. Its product is annotated as zinc finger protein OZF-like. Bases 57 to 1667 code for a protein of 536 amino acids. Gene Ontology annotation, biological process: regulation of DNA-templated transcription. The transcript has 4 exons. The record is from RefSeq and is a predicted model, not a curated record. NCBI's taxonomy places the organism in Eukaryota, Metazoa, Chordata, Lepidosauria, Squamata, Gekkonidae.
UGUCCUUCCCUCAGUCUGGGUUGUUGCCGCCUCCUGGAGAAACGGAAGGAACUCAGAUGCUGGUCACCUUUGAAGAUGUGGUGAUUUACUUCUCAAAGGAGGAAUGGGCUCUGCUGGACCCAAACCAGAAAGCCUUGUACAGAGAAGUCACAUGGGAAAAUUAUGGGACUUUGGCCUCACUGGGGUAUCCAGUUCCCAGGCCUGACAUCAUUUGCAGGCUGGAAGAUGGAGAAGAACUGUGGGUGCUGGAUUCUCGGAACUUGGAUGUGACAGAGAUCACCAGCAUAAGUACAGGUGGUUUGAGGACAAAGAUCACAUGCCCAGAGUGUGGCAAAUGUUUUACUAAGCAAUGUAAUCUUGCCAGACACAAGCAAGUCCAUGUGGCAAAGAAACCAUAUGAAUGCCUGGAGUGUGGGAAAGGUUUUGCUCAACAGCCACAGUUUCUGAAACACCAGCAAAGCCACAGCCAAGAGAAACCCUAUACCUGUGAGGAAUGUGGGAAAUGUUUUGCACAUCGUUCUGUGUUUAUGACCCACCAAAGAGUUCACACAGGAGAGAAGCCCUAUAAAUGCCUCAAAUGUGGGAAGUGUUUGGCACUGCAAGGAGAUCUUGUGAGACAUCAGCGACUUCACACAGGAGAGAGACCCUACAAAUGCUCAGAGUGUGGCAAAAGUUUUGCUCGCCAUUCAAACCUUGUGAACCACCAGAGAGUUCACACUGGAGAGAAACCAUAUAAGUGCCUGGAAUGUGGGAAGUGUUUUGCCUGCCAUUCACAUCUUGUGAGUCACCACAGAAUCCACACAGGAGAGAAGCCCUAUAAAUGUUUGGUGUGUAGGAAAAGUUUUGCUGAAAGAUCUACCUUUGUAAAACACCAGAGAGUCCACACAGGGGAGAAGCCAUAUCAGUGCCUAGAGUGUGGGAAGUGUUUCGCUCAACAUUCCAACAUUGUGAAACACCAGAGAAUCCAUACAGGAGAGAAGCCCUUUAAAUGCAUGGAGUGUGGGAAAUGUUUUACACGGCGCUCGUAUCUGAUGAUCCACCAAAGUGUCCACACAGGAGAAAAGCUUUAUAAAUGCCUAGACUGUGGCAAAGGUUUUGCUCAGAACUCAACUUUGGUGCAACAUAUGAGAGUCCACACAGGAGAGAAGCCUUUCAAAUGCCUGGAAUGUGAAAGGUGUUUUGCUGAGAACUCUAGCCUUGUGAAACACAGGAGGACCCACACAGGAGAGAAGCCGUAUCAGUGCCUGGAGUGCGGAAGACAUUUUGCUGACGUCUCAGGCCUGGUGAAACAUAAGCGAGUCCACACAGGAGAGAGGCCUUACAAAUGCCUGGAAUGUGGGAAAUGUUUUACUCAGAAUUCAACUUUGGCCCAGCAUAAGAGACUCCAUACUGGAGAGAAGCCUUAUGAAUGCCUGGAUUGUGGAAAAUGUUUUGCUGAAAACUCAAGCCUUGUGAAACACAGGAGAGUCCACACAGGAGAGAAGCCCUAUCGGUGCUUAGAGUGUGGGAGAUGUUUUGCUGACAAUUCUGCCUUUGUGAAGCACAAAAGAGUCCACACAGGAGAAAAUGCCUAUACAUGCCUAGAAUGUGGGGAGUGUUUCUCUCAACAGUCAGCCUUUGUGAGUCAUCAAAGAAUUCACUCAGUUGUAGACACUGUGAAGUUAUAAAAAAGACAGAGAGGUGAGAUAGGGACUUAGGACCUUAAAGCUACCAAAGCAGUUCCCAGGCAUGCAAGUGUAUAUUUACCAUCACUGACCCCACUCUGGUCAA